This is a messenger RNA of Closterium sp. Yama58-4, 2772 nucleotides long. The record is from the annotation of a GenBank genome assembly. NCBI's taxonomy places the organism in Eukaryota, Viridiplantae, Streptophyta, Zygnematophyceae, Desmidiales, Closteriaceae.
AUGGCCCCUGUCCCCCAUCUUUCUCUACUCCCCUCUCCCUCUAUUUCAAACCUCCUCUGCUCUCCGUUCUCUCUUUCUCCUUCCACUCUCCAUCAACUCGCGUUUUCUGUAGCAUCACGCCACUUCGCCGCGUUCCACGAGCAACUCGACAAGAUGACGAAGAGGACGAAGAAGGCGGGGAUCGUGGGCAAGUACGGCACGCGGUACGGCGCGUCGCUGCGCAAGCAGGUCAAGAAGAUGGAGGUCAGCCAGCACGCCAAGUACUUCUGCGAGUUCUGCGGCAAGUUCUCUGUGAAGCGUCAGGUGGUGGGCAUCUGGCACUGCAAGCACUGCAACAAGACCAAGGCCGGCGGUGCUUACGUGCUCAAUACGGCAGCAGCAGUCACGGUGCGCAGUACCAUUCGCCGUCUGCGCGAGCAGUGCUGCCGCGAUGCCCGCGCGAUCGUGGGCGGGCGCUGUAGCGCUGCGCUUGUCGCGCAUUGGCGGAGCCGCGGGGCCGGCCUUCCGCGCGCCAGCGGCCCUCCUGCGCGCGAGACUGCUCUCGUCUCUCUCCGCGCCAUCCGCGCCGUGCGCACCUGCCGCGACAACCACAUCAACGCCAUCGGCGCCAUCGCCGUGACCCCUGACUCCCACGGCGGCCUCUGCCUGAGCACCAGGUUUCUGUCCCUUCCCCCUUCCUCCCACCGUGCUCCCCUCUCUCCCACCCCAGGUGCCAUCGCCGUGACCCCUGACUCCCACGGCAGCCUCUGUCUGAACACCAGAAAUCCAGAUUCUCUUUCCCUGGCCCCUCCCACCCACCCGUAUUUCCUUGCUUUCCCAUCGAAUCGCCCCACUCCCUCUCCCUCUCUAGGCGCCGUCGCUGUGACCCCUGACUCCCACGGCGGCCUCUGUCUGAGCACCAGCCGCAGCGUGGGCAAAGGCGAGCUGCUGCUCUCCGUGCCUUCCCGCCUGCAGCUCGGCCGAGCCUGGCCCGCGGGCCUGGAAGGGGCUGGAGGGACGGCAAGAGAAGGGGGAGAAUGGGAAGGAGCAGGAGCAGGAGGAACAGGAGGAAAAAGGGGAGGGGAAGCGGGGGAAGAGGCGAGGUCCUUUGUGGCAAUCAGCAAGAUGGGGCAGCUUGUGCCUUCGUCCCUCUGGUCUCUCCGCCUUGGUCUGCACUUGCUGCACCAGCAGAGGCGACAAGCAACCCCUCACACUCCCACAACACCCAUCGCAUCUACAUCCUCCCCAUCCUCCCCUCCCUCCGCUACCCACACCACUCAUUCUCCUCCCCCAUCUCCCCCUCUCCCAGCCCCCCACUGGGACCCAUAUAUCGCUCUCCUCCCGCGCUCUCUCCCCCUGCCCAUCUUCUUCUCCCCUGCUGCUGUCGCUGCUCUCGGCUACCCGCCACUGCAGGCCGAGCUGGCCAAGCGCAGCACGUUCCUCCGUCGCUUCGCCUCUGAGUUCCUACCAGACGUGGUGGACUCGCUACAGGCAUCCCAGCGAUGCUGCUUGUUUGGCAACGACCCAGUCUCCCCCUCCGACCUUGCAUGGGCCAUGGGCUCUGCCUCUUCCCGUGCCUUUCGAGUGCCUGCAAUCACGGGGGAGAGGACGGGAGACGGGGUUGAUAGAGGGGCAUUGGAUGGAAGAGGAGGAGGCAGUGUGGGGAAAGGAGAGAAGGAAGGGGGAGGUGGGAGUGGAGACGGGGUGAAGAGGAGGAGAGGGGAGGAAGGCGAGAGGGUGUUUCUUCCGGUGAUUGAUCUGGCGAACCAUGAUGCGAAUCCAACGGCUAAGAUAUCUCUUUUGCCAGAUGGCACAGCAGAGCUCCGCGCCCUCCUCCCACUGCCCCCCAGGCAUGCUGUUACUAUAGACUACGGGCGUCUCUCCACGGACCUCUUUCUCCUGGACUACGGCUUUGUGCCCGCUAACAACGCCUACGACACCCUCCCCAUGGCUUACGGCCUUCCGCUCAUUGAAGCUGCUCGUGCUGCUGCUGGGCUGGAUGGGUUAGACGGGGGUGAGGAGCGGGGAGAGCGGGGAGGAGGAGGGGCGAGGGAGACGGGAACGGGAACGGGAACGGGAACGGGAGCAGGUGCGGGGAUGGGAACAGGAGAGGGGGAAGCAGCGGGAACGAGAGAGAAGGGGAGAGCGGAGGAGAUGGGAGGGGAGAAGCGGAGCAGGCUAGAAGGGCCUUUGGAUCCGGAGGCAGGGGGAGGGGCACGGGCACGGAUGGAAGUGAUUGCAAAGCUGGGCUUAUCCGGGCCACAAGCAGACAGAAAGAUGACCCUGGGCGGCCCUGGUUACAUAGACCCUCGCCUGCUGGCCGCUCUAAGAGUGCUGUAUGCUCCAGCAUCGGUGGAUGUGAGGCAGGUGCCGCUGCAGCAGCUGCAGGGGUUGGAUGCGGUGGGGAUGCUUGGGCGGGAGUGUGAGCAGAAGACAGUGAGGACGCUGCUGGGUUUGUGCUUUAUCUUUCUGCAGAGCUUCUCCCGAGUGCCUCCUGCUGCUGCUUCUGCUGCCGCAGAAAAGCCUGCAAAAGAUACAGCUGCUGCUGCUGCUGCUGUUGCUGCUGCUGGUGCUGGUGCUAAUACAACUGUUGGCAGCGCUGCUGCUGACUCCAGUGCAGCAGCGGCAGUGCGGCUAGCAGCCGAGGCGGCAGGAAUGGAGAGUGGAGCAGCGGAGAGGGCGAUAGGCGGGAUGGCGGCGCAGGAAGCAAGGCUGGUGGAGGCGUUUCGUGCUGAGAAGAGAGGGCUUGUGUUGCGAGUGAUGUCGUUCCUGCAGGGCCGAUUGGAUAAGUGA